Molecule: messenger RNA, 2442 nt
Organism: Naegleria gruberi
Lineage: Eukaryota; Heterolobosea; Eutetramitea; Acrasida; Naegleriidae
Exons: 3
Coding region: 1-2442 (813 amino acids)
Biological process (GO): DNA replication
Molecular function (GO): 5'-3' DNA helicase activity; zinc ion binding; single-stranded DNA binding
Source: RefSeq, a predicted model, not a curated record
AUGAGAAAGUUGGUUUCAAAGGCUUUCAAAAACUCUAUUGUCUCAUCGAGAAGCAAAUAUUUACCUUCCGAACAAGGCCAUCAUCAACACUUGCACAAUAUCAACAACUCUCAACAACACAGAUGUUAUCAUCAUAAUUGCAAUUGUUGCCAACAAUUUAGUUACACAAAAGUAAUUAAAAAGAUUACCCCAGCAGCCACCAAUAAUAAUACCACAGCAACAAGCACAUCAACACAAUCAAAGCCUACCACAACUUCUAAUGCUAAAAUUCAACAAGUAAUGACCAAUGCAUCAUCAACAAUAGCACCGAAUAGAAAUAUAAAACAACAACAAGAGGAAGAGUUUGAAGAGGAAUAUGACGACACACUUGAGGAAACUCCAGAAGAUAGAAAUAACCCACUUCAAAAUCACUCCAAUGCUUUUAAUACAUUUGUUUCUAAUUUUUACAAGAUCAACGAAAGUGAUAUUCAAGAGUUUUUAACAAGAAAAGGAUUGGGCUUUAGAAAUGUAAUGAAUGAAAUUAUUGUAAAAGAAUGUCCUUUCUGCCAUGAUACUAAAGGAAAGGUCACUAAUUUAUGGAAAUUAUAUAUUCACAGAGCUAGUGGAGCUUAUAUGUGUCACAGAUGUGGAGCUAAGGGUUCUUGGUUUGAUUUUAAAAUGAAUUUCCAUAAGGAUUCACCAAUUUCAACACUUCACUCAGAUUCAGUAUCCAACAAUCAACCAAAAGCAGGAGGGCAAAACAAUGAAACAUCAGCAACUAAUUUACCAAAGAAGAGGGAUAAACCAACAAAGAAGGAGUUUGAAACAUACAGAAGCAACUUUGAUGGAGUAGAUUUCCCAGAAGCAGUUCAAUAUCUUGAAAAGGUAAGAGGAAUCAAGAAGGAUGUAGCAGCAAUGUAUGGUGUUGGAUGUGGAGUAUUCCCAUUUUCAAAGGUAAUCGAAAAUCCAGAACAAGAGACAGAAAACCUUGUAAGAGUUAAUGAGCUUUGUUUCACAUUCCCAAUGUUCAAACCAACCAAAUCUCAUGAAAGUGGCAUUCUUUUAUCCAGACAUAAAAUAAGAGCUAUCCAAGAUAAGACAUGUAUGAAAUUGGAUCCUCCUCAAACAAAUAAUUGGGGUUUAUUUGGAUGGCACUUGAUUGCUUCUAAAUUUAAGAAUGAAAAGCCAUCUACUACCACUACUACUACUAACCCACAAAGUAAUGAUUUGAAGACAAUUAUCAUUACAGAAGGAGAGUUUGAUGCUAUGGCUGUCUAUCAAAAGACUGGUAUUCCAGCUGUUUCAUUACCAAAUGGAUGUCGAUCACUUCCAGUUGAUGUCGUCCAAUGGCUAGAAGAUUUUGAUAAGAUUUACUUGUGGAUGGAUGACGAUGUUCCAGGUCAACAAGGAGCUGAACUCUUCUCCAAAAAACUUGGUGUUGGCAGAUGUUAUAUUGUCCACUCGAAUUAUAAGGAAGUAGUUGAUGAGUAUGGUGACCCAAUAGAACAAACCAAUGAAAAGAAAAUUAAGGAUGCAAAUGAAGCAUUGCUUGCAGGUCUUGACUUCCACAGAUUGAUAGAAGAGGCUGCACCAAUUCAACAUGAAAGAAUUUUAACAUUCAACACAUUUAAACAACAAGUAUAUAGAGAACUUUUUGACAAAUCAGAAGUUGUGAAUGGAGUUCAAUCUCACUUUUUCCCAGGUCUGAACAAGAUCUUAAAGGGGCACAGAAGAGGAGAAUUAACAAUCAUUACAGGUGCCACUGGUAUUGGUAAGACAACAGUUCUUUCACAACUUUCAUUGGACUAUUGUAAAUAUGGUAAUGUACCAACACUGUGGGGUUCAUUUGAAAUUAGAAAUCACAGACUUAUCAAAAAGAUGAUGUGUCAAUUGGCUGCUAGACAAUAUUCUCCAGAAGAAUUGAAGAGGGAUUUUGAAAUUAUUAGUGAACAAUUCUCAGAAUUACCAAUGUACUUUUUGAACUUUUAUGGUUCAACAGAUAUUGACGAAUUAUUGGAUGCUAUGGACUAUGCAGUCUAUGUAUAUGAUGUUGCUCAUAUUGUGAUUGAUAAUUUACAAUUUAUGAUGUCAACCUCUGAUGCAUCAUAUACUAAUAGAUUUGAAUUACAAGAUAAGGCAAUUGAAAAGUUGAGAAAGUUUGCAACUACAAGAUCUGUACACGUGACGCUUGUUGUCCAUCCAAAGAAGAUUGACGAAAAGGAACAAUUACAAAUUUCCAGUGUGUUUGGUUCUGCAAAGGCAACACAAGAAGCCGACAAUAUUAUCAUGAUUCAAAGAAAUAAGCAUUACAAAUAUUUACAAGUUAAGAAGAAUAGAUUUGAUGGUACUCUUGGAAUUGUUCCUUAUCGAUUCGAAAGAAAUAGAGGUGAAAGAAUUUCUGAACUGACCGAAAAAGAAAUUGAAUUGGUUGAAAAGGGACAACUCACAAUUGAUUAUGAAUAA